AUGGUCCAGCGCGAACGAUUUUCCAACGAGCUACGAAAGCUAGCCGCGACCCACGAUUCCAGCGAAUCAGUCCGACCGCGUCGAACAGGGACUCCUUUUGACCAAUUACAUCCCUUCAUUGACGACAAGGGAAUUCUACGGGUAGGUGGACGCCUCACCCAGUCGGAAAUUCCGUUUAAUCGGAAACACCCCACUUUACUACCAAGUAAACAUCUCGUCACUGAUAUGCUCAUUCGCCGAGUUCAUCAGUCAAACUACCACGCCGGGAUUCAGACUACCCUGUAUGUCCUUCCAUCCAAAUAUUGGAUUCUCAAUGGCAAGGAUCAAAUCAGGAAAAUUGUUCAUUCCUGCCUUGAAUGUAUCCGCCAGAGACCAAAAUUUGCCCAUGCUCAGAUGGCAGAUCCCCCAAAAUUUCGUGUUAACGAAGCCCCAGCAUUCGCGAAAACAGGCGUCGACUUCUUCGGGCCAAUUCUCAUCAAAGAGAAGAAGGACCGCAAUCGAUCUUUUUUGAAGGCAUACGGAUGCGUUUUUAUAUGUAUGGUGUCGAAGGCAGUUCAUAUCGAACUCGCCAUCGACCUUUCGACAGAAGGCUUUCCUGCGGCCUUCCGUAGGUUCGUUAGUAGAAGAGGAGUUCCGGAACACAUGUACUCCGAUAACGGCACCAACUUCGUCGGGGGGAACCGAGAACUCGACGAAUUAUACAAUCUGAUCUCGAGUCCGGAUUUCGAAGGCACUGUGGGCGCGUACGCGACAUCUAAACGCAUCCGUUGGCAUUUCAAUCCACCAUUAUCUCUCCAUUUCGGCGGGAUUUGGGAAGCAGCCAAUUCCCGACCGUUGUGUGCUCUUUCGGCUGACCCCAAUGAUCCCAUAGCUAUAACCCCAGCACAUUUACUUAUUGGUCGUCCAUUCAAUCAAUUACCCGAAAGAUCUUUUUCCUCAGUUGCAGUUAAUCGCUUGUCCAUUUAUAAUUUCAUCACCAAGGCCAAACAGGACUUUUGGAAUAAAUGGCACAAUGAGUAUCUGCACGAACUGCAAACUCGUCACAAGUGGCAGGAUUCCACAGCUGAGCUCAAGGUGGGGUCAGUAGUGCUUUUGAUGGACGAUCUCCUCACUUGUGCUCGAUGGCCGCUGGGAGUCAUCACUGAGGUGUUUCCUGGCAGUGAUGGAACCGCUCGGGUGGCAACCAUCAGAACCACAAAUGGAACAUUCAAGCGCAACAUCACCAGAUUGUGCAUGUUGCCAAUGACUUAG
Molecule: messenger RNA, 1251 nt
Organism: Diachasmimorpha longicaudata
Lineage: Eukaryota; Metazoa; Arthropoda; Insecta; Hymenoptera; Braconidae
Exons: 2
Coding region: 1-1251 (416 amino acids)
Molecular function (GO): nucleic acid binding
Source: RefSeq, a predicted model, not a curated record